This is a messenger RNA of Kazachstania africana CBS 2517, 1527 nucleotides long. RefSeq names its product Hpc2p (gene HPC2). Lineage: Eukaryota; Fungi; Ascomycota; Saccharomycetes; Saccharomycetales; Saccharomycetaceae. The record is from RefSeq and is a predicted model, not a curated record. Bases 1 to 1527 code for a protein of 508 amino acids. The transcript has a single exon.
AUGAGUCCCACUGUUGACACCACUUUAUCUCCUUCAGUGGUUUCAGCUGAUACAUCUACAGUGGGGGAGGGCGCAAUCAAUGAUAUGAAAAGAACUAUGGAGGAAAAAGAACAAGAAGAUGAUUCUAAUGGUGCCAAGAGACCAAAGAAAGGGAUUUCAGGCAUGCUAUCCCCUCUUUUAAAUUCCAACAAAAACACGAUGUCUCGCUCUUCACCUUCAAGUUCUUCCUCAUCAUCUGCUUCAAAACGUAUACCCAACAUCGCAGAAGAACUAGCCAUGAAUAGAAACCACGUUAAGGGCUCAUCUCCGUCUCCAACUUCUGCAGCAACUGCCAACUCUACAAAUACUUCCAAGACAACAACAGAAAACUCAAAAAAGACUACAUCACAAACAUCUACGAGUUCUACCCCCGCCACAGCGGCAGUUAAACGUACUACUAAACCCAAACCAAGAGCCAGAGCGAAGCCAAAAGAUAAAGAUACAACAGCUUCUAAUACAAAACAAAAGACUUUGCUUCCGAAGUCAAAGAAGGUUGACACUAUUCCAGCGGAUAAUUCUACAGUGGUGGAACCAGAGGCUAAAAUGAAGCAAGUGAAGAUAGCAUCUUUACUCACUUCUCCAAAUACUGAUAACAUUCCUUCAACAAGUUCAACCAAAACAAUAGACUCCGUAUCAACCACUGCAGCCAAUACAAACGUUACGCUUAAGACAGAGACUCCUCUAUUGAAAACUGAACCAACGUUGAAAAAAACACAAAGUAACUUAUCAAGUAAUAAAAAGGGACCCUCUUCUAUAACACCUGCGGCAAAAGCCAAAAAAUCAAAAUCUACAGGCGUAGUGACAACGUCAUCAUCAUCAUUAUCCAACUCGACAGAACCUAAGAAAAAAUCUAAUGUAAACUCAAAUAAGAAGAAAUCCGAACAACCUAACGCUGAACAGAAUCUUUUAAAACAAGAGCAAGAAAAGAAAAAAAUUGCUUUAAUAGCACCACCAAGCAUAGAAGAACCUACGGUACUUAAAAAAUCUAGCGACUCGAAUUCCAAAAUAUCAGUAAUUAAUAUUCCACUCUAUUCAACAACUUCAAAUGAUUAUCUUGAUGAGAAUGGUACUGUUACAUUUAAUCUUUUUAAAAUAUUGACUGAAAAUAAAGAAAAUGAUGAGAAAUCAAAGAAACAAAAGCGUAAGAAAUUGAUUGAUGAAACGACAAACGACAAUGACAAUGAUAAUAUAGAAUCUACUGAUGAAGAUGAUGAACUAGAUGAAGACAAUGAUGAGGAGGUUGAUCUAGAUGCGGAGGAAAACAAAAUACCAAAGAAAAAAUCACACCCAAUGAAAGGUAAAAGCUUGAUUGGUAAGUACGAUUUUGAAGAUCCAUUUAUUGAUGAUUCAGAAUUGUUAUGGGAGGAACAAAGAGCGUCUACAAAAGAUGGAUUCUUUGUAUAUUUUGGUCCUUUAAUCGAGAAGGGUACAUACGCUAGCUUUGAACGUGCCAAUGGUACUAUGAAAAAGGGUGGUAUUAGAAAAUAA